Pseudophryne corroboree (corroboree frog) is the source of this 1413-nucleotide messenger RNA. RefSeq names its product paraneoplastic antigen Ma3 homolog. NCBI's taxonomy places the organism in Eukaryota, Metazoa, Chordata, Amphibia, Anura, Myobatrachidae. The transcript has a single exon. Gene Ontology annotation, molecular function: zinc ion binding; nucleic acid binding. The record is from RefSeq and is a predicted model, not a curated record. The coding region runs from base 1 to 1413 and encodes 470 amino acids.
AUGGAGGUCAUCAAUGAAAACAGCAUAUACCAAUGGUGUGUAGAACACAAGAUUAAUACUCGAUGCAGUCUGGGUAUAGUAGGAGACCUUACUGGAGUUACUGAUGAUGAAGUGAUUACAGAGGCACUGAAAUUGUGUGGUGUGCGGGUCCCCUUAUUGGUGGACAAGUGGAAGGGAACGAUAGACGAUAUUAUAGCAGUAUUAAUCACAACACAGGAUUACUUGGAUCCUUCACUAAUACCGAUCAACAUAUUAGUAGGAGGAACUUCAGGUCGAAGGUGUCAGAUAAUAUGGCCAAAAAGAACUGAAGAGAGAGAUGGAGAGGCUACCGAAGCCGUAAAUACAAGCAAAGAGACAGAUCCUCAAGGGAACGAUGCCACUGGCAACGGUGAUAAUUCACAGCUCAAGACAACAGUAGGUGAAUCUAUAGAACCCCAGGUUGAAACCGUUAUGGAUAAAGUAGUGAGCCAAUUUGAAAGGUGGCACUAUGAAGGAGGCUAUAGGAGAUUACGAGUAUUCUCUGGCGUGAUACCUGUACCGACUGGAGAAGAAGGUUACGAUGCAUGGCGUGAGGCUGCCAUUCAACAUUCAGAGGAAUGGCGGUGCCCCGAAUAUAUUAAGAAGCAGAGGAUUGUUGAAAGUCUAAGGGGCCCCGCCAUGGGGAUAAUACAUGCUACUCGACGCAGCAACACUAAUGCAACAUUGAAGGAUUACUUUAAUGCGUUAGACUAUUCAUUUGGAACUAUUGAAGACAUUGGAGACAUAUUGGCCCGAUUAAAUAAUACUUACCAAGAACCCUCAGAACCACUCACUAAUUUUAUAUACCGAUUGGAUAAAAUAUUGUAUAAACUCCUGGAUAAAGGAGGGAUAGAGCAAUCGGAAAUGGAUGAACGUCGAUUAAAGCACUUAUUGCGAGGGGCACUGACCUCAAGCCCAGUAGCUCAGAGACUUAGAUGUAGUGGGGCUCGAGAUCGUCCACCUACAUUGAGUGAACUCAUUAAAGAUGUGAAAUUAGAGGAGGUCCAAAUUGACAAUAGAGAAAAAAAUAUCAAGAGGGUGAAAGUGGUAGUACCAACUGUAGUAUCCCCAAUCCCUGAUGUCACCUUAUCACAUGAUCGAAUGUGUAAACUUUUAGAAGAACAAAAUAAAAAGUUAGAUCAACUGAUAACAGUGCACAGCCGUAUUCCGUCACCAGUGAACCGAGGGAGAGGGAGAGGAAUGAAUCGACGGGGGGAUAAUAGAGAUCACAUAAUCUGCUACAGAUGUGGUCAGAUGGGACAUAGAUCUUUUGAGUGCCCACAAAUUGGAAAUUAUGGAAGAAACCACCCCAACCCCGUUGGAAAUCAGAAUGUUAAUCAUCCGGAAAACCAGGAAGGGACGUUGAUGACCCCCGCAUCAACUCCCGAACUAUAG